ACAUUCCGUAUUAAAUAUUCGUUCAGAGUAGACGAUGAUGGAACGAUCGUUAUCUGUUUGGAUCGUAGCGAUCACUCUGCUGAUUCGAUCCAGCGAAUCAGCUACAUCUUUCACGAACCCAUUUGAUGCGAUCGCAGGAUGCCUACAGUAUGAUCAUGUGCCCGGCUAUAACGAGACACUGGAGUAUUUUCCGACGAGCAGCUUCCGUAACGUCGGUCGAACUCACAACUCGCGCUACUACCGCAUCGGUAUCCUUGGAUCGAACGAUGGGCACAUUCGUUUUGGUCGAUCGGCUUAUCCUUUCGAUGAAACCGUCAUCGAGCUAGUGAUCAGUGGUUGGUCAAACACGCAGAGUGUAGCCCGACGACAAACCCGGCGUCGCGAUCAAUCAUUCAACAAUGUGGUGCUCAAGGAAGCCUCCACACCGCGUUUAUUAAGUCGCUACCGGCCACUCGUGUUCCGCAUGGAAGUGUUCGAAAAUGGUCGAGUUCAACUGACGAAAGACGGUGAAAAGCGGCCGUUCUUCGAGUACAGCGAUAGCCAGCAUGCCAUACCGGCGGAUUAUAUUGGUUUCAGUCGGUGGGAUGCAGAUUUGAUUUACUUCUACGAUUGUCCUCUGAAGGAAGAUUCAUCCGGUUCGGUCGAUAGCACCGUACUGCUACGCUGCAGUCUUGCAUGAAAUGGUUAACCACGAGGGCAUAGAAAGAUGAGUAGAAUCUAUGGGAUUGGGGUUGUACUGAUACAACAUAAUAAAUUGAGCCAGUGAAUAAAUUCUGGCAUCCAGUACACACCUCG
Molecule: messenger RNA, 795 nt
Organism: Anopheles darlingi
Lineage: Eukaryota; Metazoa; Arthropoda; Insecta; Diptera; Culicidae
Exons: 2
Coding region: 35-679 (214 amino acids)
Source: RefSeq, a predicted model, not a curated record